Pleuronectes platessa (European plaice) is the source of this 4901-nucleotide messenger RNA. RefSeq names its product rabenosyn-5. The transcript has 12 exons. The record is from RefSeq and is a predicted model, not a curated record. NCBI's taxonomy places the organism in Eukaryota, Metazoa, Chordata, Actinopteri, Pleuronectiformes, Pleuronectidae. Gene Ontology annotation, molecular function: metal ion binding. Bases 211 to 2568 code for a protein of 785 amino acids.
CAUGACCAGGCUGCUGCUGCUGCUGCUGCAGCUGGAGUUCGAGCUGUCACACAAACCAAACUAACAACAACACAGCGGCGGUGGGACACGUCUUGUCCUGUGAUCGUGAUGGAGCUGCUAUGGGGUGGGUCGUACACCCUGUGACAUGGAGGCCACAGCAGGAUCCUCCCACCUCGCACCUCUUCUCUGACAACACAGUCGACCGCCGUCAUGGCCUCCAGCUACCCUCCCCCCUUUGAGGGCACAGGUGAGGUGAAGGAGGGCUUUCUUUGCCCUCUUUGCCUGAAAGACCUUCAGUCGUUCUACCAACUCCAAGACCACUACGAAGAGGAGCACUCCGGGGACGAUCGCCAUGUGAGGGGGCAGCUCAAAAAUUUGGUUCAAAAGGCAAAGAAAGCCAAAGACAAGCUCCUAAAGAGGGAUGGUGAUGACAGAGCGGAUACUGGCAGUUAUGAGUCCUUCUACUACGGUGGAGUGGACCCUUACAUGUGGGAGCCUCAGGAACUGGGAGCAGCUAGAAGUCAUCUGGACUUAUUCAAAAAACACCGGGCAGCCAGGAUAGACCAUUAUGUGAUUGAGGUCAACAAGCUCAUCAUCAGACUGGAGAAGUUGACAUCGUUUGACAGGAUCAACUCAGAUGCGGCCAAAAUCCGAGCCAUUGAGAAGUCUGUAGUUUCAUGGGUGAGCGACUCAGACGUCCCGUUUUGUCCCGACUGUGGAAACAAGUUCAACAUUCGGAACAGGCGGCACCACUGUCGUCUCUGUGGGUCCAUCAUGUGUAGAAAGUGCAUGGACUUUGUCCCCUUACCUUUAGCCCAAAAGCUGAUUAGUGGGACGCGAGAAGCCCUGUGUGUUCACGGGAGUCCCAGUCACUCCCAGUCUCCCCCGGCAGGAGGUGGCAGCAGUAGCAUGGGCUCCAGGAGAGGCAGCAUCAGCAGCCUGAGCAGCGUGACCUCCAUGCUGGAGGAGAAGGACGACGAGAAGAUCCGCUGCUGCCACCACUGUAUGGACACACUGAUGAAGAUACAGCAUAAACUGGAGGAGAAGGACCACACGCCUGAUAUAGUGAAACUUUAUGAGAGGCUGAGAAUGUGCAUGGACAAAGUGGAUGAACGGGCUCCAGAAUACAUCCGGAUGGCAGAGUCGCUCAAUGCCGGUGAAACUACAUACAACCUUGACACUGCCGCUGGACUCCGACUGGAAGUACAGAAAUAUUAUGAACUCAUCGAUGCAUUAAGUAAGAGGAUUUUAACACUAGGAGUUAAAGAUGAUCCACAACCACGUCCUAAGGCGCUGCAGCUGCAGAAGAUGAUCCGAUACACAGCCACACUAUUUGUUCAGGAGAAGCUGUUAGGCCUCAUGUCUUUACCCACUAAGGAGAAAUAUGAAGAGCUGAAAGAAAAGAAGAAACAAGAACAAGAGAAGAGACUCCAACAAGAGAGACUGGCAUCCCAGGAGACCCUGAAGAGGAGGCAGGAGUCUGAGAGGAACCGUCCACCCGUCAGUACCAACGGGGAGCUGCCGCAAGCCCAGAGAGCGCUGCGCAUGACCAAAGCUGCCGGCUGGUUGCCCUCCGCAGACUCUGGUCAUACACGCAGUGAGUUCGAAGACCCCCUCCUACAGCAGAUCGAGAACAUUCAGUCGUUCCUCCGUCAAGCACGAGAGGCCCAGAGAGCAGACGAGGUUGCCAUGUUAGAGGAGAACCUGCGUCAGCUGCAGGACGAAUACGACCAGCAGCAGACCAGUCUGGCCAUCGCUCUCUCCCAGAAGCUGGCUAAGGAGGAGAGCUUGCAGCAGGGGGAGUUCCAUCGCCUUGAGGCCUGGGAACGGGAGGAAAGGGAGGAAAGGGAGGAACGGGAACACAGGGGCCCUGCUGUGGGCUCAGCUCAGUCGUCCUUCACCAUGGAGAGGUCUCUAGAUAUCAGCCCAGUGGUCGUCUUCCAGGGAGAGCAAGACACUGCAGCAGAGGAGCUGACUCCUAAAGCUGAGAGGAGUCCUGCGUCUCUAAGAGCGUUUCCUGCUCUCACAAUCCAGGAGGAGUCGCCUCCUCGUCUGAGGAGCUUAGGGGGACACAUAACUCCCCCUGGUGGUGAAGGGCAGAAUAGCACCUCCCUUAACCCUUUUGAGGAGGAGGACUCUACUCCCACUGAGGAGGAUCCCAACAAUCCUUUCUCAGAAGACAUCAAGAGGGAACACAAAGACGUACCCAACGGGAAGAAAGAAUACAACCCUUUUGAUGAAGGUGUCGAGGAGGACUCUCGGGCCGACUCCGCGGCCAGGAACCCCUUUGAGGAGGAGGACAACACCGACACUCGUAACCCUUUCAUGGAGGCCUCUGGCAAUUCCCCAGGAGUAUCAACCAAUCCCUUUGACGGGUUAGAUGAAGGCGAGGCUUUGCCCGAUUUGGACAUGAUAGAGGAGGAACUGCUGCUGCAGCAGAUCGACAACAUAAGGGCCUACAUUUUUGAUGCCAAGCUCAGCGGCCGCCUUGACGAGGUGGAGCUCCUGUCAGAGAAUCUGAGAGAGCUACAGCACACCCUACAGGAGCAGAAGAAAAAGAAGCACUGACAACUUUUCUUAAAAAUCCCCCUGAUCACCUGCUACUUACCAAGUCCUGCAAGGCUAGUUCACUUUACAUGACUAAUGAGCCCGCUGAGUUUAGUACGGGUGAAGUCUGCAAGAAAGAUUAGGUCUGUCCCAAAAUUACACAUACUAGAGACAAGGGGUCUGGAACGAUUCAUUUUCAAACACCUUUCUAAACCACUUAACCUGCACAGAGGGCUGGAGCCAAUCCCAGCAUGCACAGUUUCUAAGCACCACAAGUAAAACAUGUCUAUUUGUACAGGCAGCGUUGCCGAUCUCCAGCUGCAUCAGUGCAAACAUGAACAAUAGAAGAUGGAAGAAUGCCACUGUAAAGAAUGUUGUAAUGGGACCAAUGGCUGGUCCUUUGAGUUUUGUCUGACUGUGGUCUUGUGUGAUUUGGCGUCGUCUGCCAGAAGCUACGAAUGAAGACAUAACAAGUUAACAUGGCGACGGUUGAACCAUGGGACGGAAUGAUGCACAAAAUCCAUUAUUCAUCAUUUCAAGAGUUUUUCUUCCAAAGGAAUUGAGUGGCAGUAUAAAAAAGUGUCAAAAUUGAUGAACCGUAACCUGAGAUUUUAUUUUUCCUCUUGGUCAAAACCUAUUGCUUGCAUUACCCACCGUGCAAUUCAGCUCUCCGCAGGUCAGUUGGAUAUAUGGAUGUUUUAUACUCGAUGUGGCUGAUGAGGCUUUGAACGAAGAUUAAUUUUUUUGUCUUCAGCUCAUUGAUGAACAUUCUUCAUCGGCUGAAAUCUACAUCCGAUUUUUCUCUGUAGCCACUUUAGGUUUUAAACAACUGCUCGUCACAUAUACAGAAUCAAUCCCCCUUAGAGCUGGGAAACUAUCAAGUGAAAAAUCCACUGUUCAUUUAAUUUAUGCCAAAGAACUGAACCACGACUGUUGUAACUGGAACAUGAACUAUUCCUAUAACAUCUCUUUCUUUAGUAAGACACAAAAUGAAUUAGACUUUUGAGACUGUUUGGGGGCAAUUUGGUUUUUGAAACAGCCUGAUCAUUAAAUAAAUUAAGAUAUUUAUAUUUUUAAUCACAGGCUCAAAUUAAUAAUGCCAUCUCACCACUUGCAACACUGCAGUAGCUGUUGCAGCACCUAUGACUCUUUGCUCAUAUAUUUGAAAGGGAAAUCUCCAUUCCACAGAAUUAGGCAAUUUUUGUUGCUUGUCAAAUAUGCUGACGUAUCUGAUCCUGAGGACGUUUACCACGAAUCACACUGAUACUAACGACUGGCUUGUUUGAGAAAGGGUUUUGUUCCGGCAGCGUAUUAUUUCAGUUUCCGUUAGUUUUUGUUUUAAACAUCAAAUGAAUUUAUCACAUGAGCCUGUUCCUGUCCUGCAUGGUGGACUUGGUCGAGGAGAUUAAACUCAGCGUUUUGUGCGUCUGGUUAGUGUGUCAGUCAGCUUUGACAGUAGAGACGUUUAUUCUUAAAAGUUGCGUCGUAUUUGCCACAGUGAGCCAAGUGAACUAAAGUUUUUCCACGUUGUACUGUGCGCCCCCUGCUGGUUGUGAUCUCGAUGUUUACAGUGGCUGCCCCUGAUCUGAGCGAGGAUCAGGGGUUGCAUGAUUUGUGCGUUUGUGAGUCUCUGAAGUGCUGUUUGAUUCUGGUCUGUCUAUCCAGCUUGUGGCCAAGCUUGUCUUCCUGCUUUUAGUUUUUUUGUUUUCACAUUUGGACAAAUCGAUCGGUUUGACACGCCGCUCUUGUUCCGUGUUGUUGGAUAAGAUCUGUUUGUAAAGCAUGUGAUUCGUUCGCUUGUUUCAUCUCAGACGUCCAGUCAAAGUUGGUCCAGCCGGCUUGUUGCAGCACUCACCAUCUACAUACUUAACACUACUUUCUAACACACAUAGUAGACAACUAUAACGUCAACGAACAAGGCACAAGAUUUCACUAAAAUUGCAGAGUGUACAAAAAUGUAAGGACUAAAUCCUUUGGUCAGGGCUACAUCUUAGACAUAUUUACACUACAUGAAUGCCAGCAAGUAUUAUCACUCAGUCAGUGCUGCUACAUCUGUCCCUAAGUGAAUCUUUCCUGUCACUCACUGUCUGUAUUUCUCUUCGUAGACCCGAGCGUUUGUUGCCUGUUAAUCUCACACUGCUCAUCAGAAGAUCGUGAGCAAAACGUUUAGCGACGGACUGAAGAACUCGAGGAGCAGCUUCUCAAUGUGUUGACUUUAGCUUUGGAAGUACUUUGACUAACGCUGCUGUAUUUAAAAACUAACUACAAUCUUCUGGACCCGCGCAGACGUCUCUGUAUUAACUUUAGGAAACUCCAUCCCAGCACCAAUAAAAAAGAAAGUUGUCUACAGUAAA